CUCUCCCCUCCCUCCCCGUCUCCUUCUACCCCCCUCUUCCCCACCUUCCGUCCGUAUAACCUAACAAACCGUACAAGUGUUGAGGUUCACCAGUCUCCACCAUGACCCCCAGACGCGAUGGUUGCUCUCCUCUCUCCCUUCAGCCCUGCAAUGCCUCCCUUCCGAACCUCCUCCUUCUUCCCCUCCUUCUGCUACUGCCCCACGCCUCCCUCAGCCUGACCCUCGGCGCCGUAGUCACCACCUCACCCUCACCAACGACUCUCUCUGGUCUCACACUAACGUCAACGCCCAGUGGAGUGAAUACGACGACGAUACUAACGAUGGACGACGAGGAGUGGGUGGAGGUCCUCAACGUGCAAGACGACCUCGUAAACGAGUGGCUCAUGAACGACACAAGUUGCUCCCCUGACGCCCUGCACGACCAGAGCCCCAAGAAAGACGGCGUGGAUUUCGGAGAGGUCAAAAGAGAGAUCAUUGAGCAUAUAGUGGGCAUAAGAAGCGCCCUGUCAGACCCGGAGCACCUAAGACUGAGGGCCGUGGCAGCGUGGGAGGAUCGAGGCGGACUGGAUCAUUGGUUUGAGGGUCCUUUUUUGUUUCAACCGCGUCCCGAUGUCCAAGAAAGUCCCGAGGAAAGUGAGGAACCGGUGCCGUACUUGGAAGACGCGAGUGCUGAUGAGAAUGGGAACGAAACCUUGUCCGAUGUGGAGGAAGGAGAACGGAGUGACGAAGAAGAGGGCAUGAUGGCAGUGAAAGAUGAAAGUGGUAGUGGUGAGGGUGGUGAAGAUGGUGGUGAGGAUGGUGAUUACAGUGGUGAAGAAGGCGAUAGUGACACGGAUAUCAGCGAGGGUCGUGAAAUUGAUGAAUAUGAUAAUACGAAUGGAAAUUACACUGAAAAUGGUGAGAAUUAUAACAGUCAAAAUAAUGUUACUAGAGAAAUGAUGGUAGAGGAAGCUGGAGACAUUACUCAAGACAAACUGAUAUCUGAAGGGGAGGAAGAAAUAGAGAAGGUGAAGGAGGAGGAGAAGGAAAAAGGGAAGUCAAAAGAGAAGAAGGAGAAUGAUAUAACCGAGCUGACGGUGGAGGAAGGGUCAAGGCUGCGUCUCGUGUGUAAUGUGACCGGCAUUAAGGAUGUUUGGGUCGAAUGGCGUAGGGCGCUGAACCUCACCUUCCCCGGCGGCGCGGCGGUGGUGGGCGGCAGGUCCGUCUUCUUCGACUUCGUGGGACGCGAGGAUGCCGGGACCUACAUCUGCACAGCCCGGAACAAUGGCAGCUCCACCUACUCCACCGCCCUCACCAUCCACGUGCAGUACGCCCCCGUGGUGGGAGUGUGGGCGCGCACCGUGGGUCAAGAGGGGAUGGAGCUGGGGUGCCUGGGGGAGGGGCGGCCGCAGCCAACCCUCGCCUGGUACAAGAACAACACCAAACUCUCCAACGCCUGCGGGGGGCACACGGAGGUAAAGUCUACGGCGCUCUCCCCCGGCUUCGUGCUCUCCGUGGCCAAGCUCACCAACACCUCUGAGCAGGACUUUGCGCUCUACCACUGCCGCGCCGCCAACAGCCUCAGGGUCUCGCGCUCCUUCCUCAUGGUCCACGAUGGCUCCGGAGAGAUGAGCGUCGACUACCUCGACCACGAGGACCCGGUGGUGUACAGCACGCCCGUGGAGAACCCGCGGCUCGCGUCCUUCCUGCUGGGGAUGGUGCCGCCGCUCUACAUCGCCCUCUACAUCAUCGCCUACCUCAGCUGCUACAAGAGUCCCAGCACUGGCGGCCACGGCAGGUUCGGAGCCAACAUGGACAUGGACGGCGAGUGAUGACGAUGAUGAUGAUGAUGAGGAGGAGGAGGAGGAGGAGGACAACGACAACGACAGUGACGAUGAAGAUGAGGACGACUCUCGGAUGUGAUUCUCUUUGCAUACCUUUAUUUCAAUCAUUCUUUCUUUCUGACUUCUCUCUCUCUCUCUCUCUCUCUCUCUCUCUCUCUCUCUCUCUCUCUCUCUCUGUGUGUGUGUGUGUGUUGCGUUUGAAGUCUUGAAGUGUGCGUAACUAGUGACUGUGUGACUUUCGUGAGCGAGUCGCCGAAGUGUUGAUAGCGGCGGCGUUUGUGUGUGUGUGUGUGUGUGUGUGUGUGUGUGUGUUAAUGUUUGAUAAUUGAAACACACACACACACACACACACACACACACACACACACACACACACACACACACACACACACACGUCAAGAGCAGAAGGACAUAACUUGCAAUCCUUGUAGUCAUGCGUCGCUAAAGAGCACAGUGUUGUCGGGGAAUCAAAGACGAGAAAAAAGGAGGAAGAGGAGGAAGAGAAAGAAGAAGAAGAGGAGGAAGACACAUGGGAAGGGUAAUUUUCAGCGGCUGACACCUUCGAUAACACUGAAACAAAGCAUACCAGUGAUGAUAAUUUCCUUUUAUCUUUCUCUUUUAACUCGCCGCGUCCGGGUUGGCGAAGAAUGGAGGAAAAGGGUAAUUAUAUUAUUAUCAGCGAAUGGUCCACAAAUACCACACGCAGCCGUUACUUCCUCUGUUGUCGUAGCGCCUCUUUCUCACUGGUGUUGGAGGUGAUCGUGGCGCUUGACAAUACUGCAAUGUGCUUCCUGUCUUAUAAAACCCAGGAAACUUUCGAAACAGCUUAGCACAGCAGUAUUUGCCAGAAGAAAUAUUAGAAGAUGCUAACUAAAACUUUGAUGUGGAAUAAAGUGUCCAUCGUGCUGUUAUUGUCAUAUUAUUAAUUUUGAAUAUGGUUAUAUUCACGCAUGUUGGGGUAAUACACCCUCGGAGUUUAUAAAAAGGAUGUUUAUAAAAGGAUGAAGGGUGAUGCAAAUUAGGUUCUGGCUGUAAGAGAGCCAGGUAGGGCACGCAACAAGGGGUUUAAGUUGGGUAAAUUCAGAUUCAACAAAGACAGACAAGAAUUGGUUUACCAGAGUAGUGAUGGAUGAGUGGAACAGGCUUGACAGUCAUGUUGUGAGUGCCAAUACGAUAGAUACAUAAAAAAAAGGUUAGAUAUGUUUAUGAAUAGUGAGGUUAGGUUCACAAGAGCUGCCUUGUACAGGCCUACCGGCCUCGUGCAGACUCAUUAUGUUCUUAAAACCGCGUAUGUAAGGAGAUAGGUAGUGGUGGAAGAUCAUCGUACAAUAUAGAUAACGUCAUUAUUAUGUUAGAAUAUUUUUGUUUUUUGAAAUCAGAAUAUAUAUUUAUACUGUAGCGUUGCCUGAGGUUGUAAGGUAAGUUUUAGUCAUAAGAAUCUUGUAAUCAAUUAGCCACGUUGAGAGGGGUGGACUGCUGAUAUCAGCCAGAGUGUACACGCAGCGUUGAUUACCCAGGAAAGGUUAUGCAAAGGUUGUGUAACUUAUGUAAAACAACAAAUAGAUUACAAUAUUAUAUUUAAUACCAAAAUGUUUUACUUAAGUAAC
Molecule: messenger RNA, 3430 nt
Organism: Eriocheir sinensis (Chinese mitten crab)
Lineage: Eukaryota; Metazoa; Arthropoda; Malacostraca; Decapoda; Varunidae
Product: protein amalgam-like
Exons: 5
Coding region: 102-1811 (569 amino acids)
Biological process (GO): homophilic cell-cell adhesion
Cellular component (GO): plasma membrane; cell-cell junction
Molecular function (GO): cell adhesion molecule binding
Source: RefSeq, a predicted model, not a curated record